This is a messenger RNA of Schistocerca serialis cubense, 804 nucleotides long. RefSeq lists its product as uncharacterized. Bases 1 to 366 code for a protein of 121 amino acids. NCBI's taxonomy places the organism in Eukaryota, Metazoa, Arthropoda, Insecta, Orthoptera, Acrididae. The record is from RefSeq and is a predicted model, not a curated record. The transcript has 3 exons.
AUGGCAGGGACUCCGUGUGGCUCCGGCGGCACCUCGCGUCGCGCGCGCAGCUGUCCGCAGACUGGACGCGCAGGCGCAGCGCGGAGCAGCAUCUCGGCUGCAGCGCGAGCAACAAGUCGGCACGGCGCAGCAGCCGGCAGCCGGCAGCCAGCUCUGGACCCCGCACGCCGCGCCCCGCGCACGGCGACGCAGCGCGAGGAGGAAUUUAAGGAGUAUCUGGAAGAAGAGGUGGUUGCAGGCAUGGAUAGAAACAUAGGUACAGCGAGCACUUGCGAAGAAAUUAGUAGUCAAGAUGUCGAUCAUCAAACAACGCAAGGCAAUGAACUACCACCCACACUAAACAAACGCACGAAGGUAUUUGCUUGACCUAGAAAAAAUCAGAGAAAAAGGGCCGAAGAUCCUCUAUAGGAGAGGCAUAUAAUGCACUACAAACUGCUUUAUUUAAAAUUAGAGACGAGUAUGACGCAUAUGAAGAGUACAUAGCGAAUGUUCUACGGUCCAUGGACAACAGAACACGUGCUUUUGUUAUAAAAGGAUUUUCUGACACGAUUUCAGAGCAGAAAGCGGCUGUUUCGAACAUUCUAGACCAAGUUCAACCAACAGUGACAACAGUAGCUCGUCGCACUUACCGAUUCCUUCAACUCAACAAGUUCAUGCCCAUGAGAAGAUGAAAAUCAACUUCCAACAGACAUCUACUUCUACUUCUGACAACACCAAACAAGGCUCUCCACAUUUUGUGGAUCUGCUUGAUUUAUAAUAAUUAAAAGUAAUAAUCUUUGCGUUUAGUUGUUUCUCAUUCUUUGA